Molecule: messenger RNA, 1757 nt
Organism: Culex pipiens pallens (northern house mosquito)
Lineage: Eukaryota; Metazoa; Arthropoda; Insecta; Diptera; Culicidae
Exons: 2
Coding region: 1-666 (221 amino acids)
Source: RefSeq, a predicted model, not a curated record
AUGGUGAUACACACGCCAAAGAAGCAGCCCGUGGAUCCAGAUGAAGUGAAGUCGCUGAUUCAUCAGCGGGGACAGGUCAAGGGAAAAGUGACGAGAAUUAAGAGUGCCCUUGACGAAGCCAAGAAGAACCCGCAGAGGAUAACCAAGGCGACGCUGAAAGUGUACGAGAAGAAGCUGAAAGCGCACUACCAGGAGUACGUGUUGCGCCAUCGUGAAGUGAUCGAAGUGGUUGCUAACGACAAGAAGGAGGAACAAGAUGAUGUGCUCGACGUGUUUGACCAGCUUCACACCGAAACGCUGGUGCUGGUCGAAGAGCUGAUGGAGUUGUUCAACCAACCGGUCGCUGGACAGGCCCUCAUCCAAGUCGGUGCCAACGGAGUGGCGCCUCAAGUGAUCGUGCAACAACAACCUUUUCGAGCACCGAUACCGAGCUUCGACGGGCAGACGGAGAACUGGCCAAAGUUCAAAGCCAUGUUCGAAGACCUCGUCGGUCGCACUCGCGAUUCCGACGCCAUGAAGCUGCAUCACCUCGACAAAGCCCUGGUCGGUGAUGCAGCUGGGUUGAUCACCGCGAAGAUGAUUCAAGACAACAACUACGAGCAAGUUUGGAAGGAGAUCAGUGAGCAGUUCGAGAACCAACGUGUCAUCGUGGAUACGCCCAAGUAACCAUCUAGCACUAAAAGAAAUCAUAAAUGAGCUGCUAAACAGCAUUCACCAGCUAACCAGUCACAAAACAGCUACGGUGAUUGCAAAUUAGCUGUAAAACAACUGCUCUAAUAAUAGCUGGAAUAGAGCUGCCGUGUAAGAGCGAAAGAGAGAGAUCACCAGCAAGCAGAUUCAAAAAUAUUCUUUGCUCUCUCAUCCAUUAAACCAAAACAAAUCGAGCGGGGAGAAAAAUUCAGUCAGCUUAGAAGAUUUAGUUUACGCAGCUGUUGAAGCCGUUUUAUUAUGUUGUAACCUCCAGCUGACAUGAAAUUACGGUUACGGAGGAAAAAUGGCAAAUUUAUGCGGAGAUUUCAUUGCGCGAAAGCAACAACCGGCUUCGAACGCCCAACAUGGGCAUUUCCCGAGGAACUUCCAACACACGGCUGAUCGGUGCGGUGAAUAAUAUGAAAUUAAACGGUUUAGUAAGUUAAGAGAGCCUGUGGAAUGAUUGCUUUCAAAUCAUAAUAAAUUCAUCCUGAAUCCGCAAAAAAAAAAUGUGUUUUGAAAAAUAUAGAGAAAGUUCCUAGUGGCAUGGUCGAUUGGAAUAUGCUCCUUUUACAUAGGAUUUGUGCAUUUAACUUAACAACAAAACUGCUUAUGUAGCUCUGAAAACAAACCUGGACUUCCAUACCUCAUUUGGCCGUGAGCAGUCAUGCUUUUGAACGGGUUCUACGUUCGUUCAAGUUCACACAGCAACACGAAAAAUAACAGCUCCGAGAACGAACGCUCGUCUCUAAGAAACGUUCGUUCAGUAGGCUUUUUUGAAACGAACGGAGAACCCAGUUCUGAACUUCAACAUUUUCCAUUGAUGAGACCGAAGUAGACUAGCUAAACUUAAUUGACUUCUAAUCAUCCCAUUACAUGUCAGCCCUGCCAGCUUAGUGGUAUCAAUUUGGUUUAGUAAUCAGAGGUAGUUAGUUCGAAUCCCUUUUUUUCCUGAAGCUUUUCAACUUGGAAAAGUUUUUAAAUUGCAAUGACAAUAAGGUUUCGACUACCUUUUAGUUGGAGGUGCAUUCAGAUACAUUUUUGUCUUUUGACCCGUAUCAUUUUAA